This is a messenger RNA of Trifolium pratense (red clover), 934 nucleotides long. RefSeq lists its product as uncharacterized. Lineage: Eukaryota; Viridiplantae; Streptophyta; Magnoliopsida; Fabales; Fabaceae. The coding region runs from base 84 to 632 and encodes 182 amino acids. The transcript has 4 exons. Gene Ontology annotation, molecular function: cysteine-type endopeptidase inhibitor activity. The record is from RefSeq and is a predicted model, not a curated record.
UUUGUUUUCUAUCGUCUUUUUCUUUCGUUCUUCACCGCCCUGCCGUUUGGUCACAAUUGGUUCUUAUUCUCAGACAUCAAAAAAUGGCACGUACUCCUGCAAGAAAGCCAAAUCCUCCUCCUCGCCGUGGCCAGAAGUAUGCCUUUAUUACUCUUAAUCAGGUUUUUAAUGCCAAUUUUGCGCGAAAAUACAACGUAUCAUUUUGUGCGGUUCGUUGUGACAAUCCUCGGGAGUCUGAUAGGCUAAAGAAAUGUUCCGCUUUGGCCAUAGCGAAUUAUAAUAUGCUAAAGGGUACACACUACCAAUUUGUCAAUGUUGAGAUGGCUACUUAUGAAAUAGUUGCUGGAACCAUUUACCAUAUCACCUUUAAAGCCAGGAAUGCUGAGAAUGAGAAUGAAUGUAGCUCUUUUCAAGCCACUAUGUUUCAUAACAAAUCUAUCAGAAAGGUUAUGUAUAUAAGGAAGAAAGGGAGCCGUAAUUGGUGUGAUGGGAGUCUCAGCGAGGUUGUUGAGACUCAACCUAGUGAGGAGGGGGAAUCAGCUAAUCCUGUUAUCCACCAGGACAUGAGAGGGCCUCAACAGCCGUUAUUGGUGUAUUCUAGAAGAAAGGGUAAUAGGGUCCACAAUGAGUAGUUGGUUAGAGUGCCAAGGAGAGAGAAGAUUACAUUUAAUCCGGUGAUUACGGUUGUUCUGUGUUGUUGUUGCUGCAGUGAUUGAUGUUGUUAAUUUCUUAUGUUUAAGAUUUGUUGGUAUGGAUUUUGUUUGGCUUUUUAUGUUGUUAUGUUGAAGAUGACUUUAUUUAUGGGGUUUUUUUCCAUGAAGAUUGUUGUUGUUGUUGUUGUUGUUGUUUAGGUUGUAGUUUUUGAUCAUUUUCUGGUAAUAUCAUCAUCACAUGCCUCUUCCUUUUAUGAUUUUUUUAAUUCAUCAGGUUCCUA